AUGGCACGAGUUUUACGCAUUUGCAUGCUCAAUGCCGAUGCACCGGUGCCUGCCGUGGCCGCCGAGCGUGCCCCCACCUAUGGGCGUAUCUUCCACCAACUUCUUUCUUCCGCAGCUAUCAAGACCAAGUUAUCAGGCGCUUCCUUGGAUUCUGCCAUCCAUAUCACGUCUACGGACUUCGACGUCACAAAGAACGAAUACCCCGCCUCGAUAGCAGAUUUCGACGCUGUCAUCAUCUCUGGCUCCGCGAAUUCGGCCUACGAUGAGCUACCCUGGAUACGCAAACUCGCAAGAUGGACGAAGGAGUUAUAUGAAAGAGAACCAAGCGUGAAGAUAUUCGGCAGCUGUUUCGGUCACCAAUUGGUGUGUCAAGCUCUCUUAGGAGAUCAUGGUGUGAAGGUGGAGAAGCAUCCGGAAGGCUGGGAACUUGGGGUAAAAGAGAUCACAUUGCAUCGGCAAUUCUACAACGAAUUCUUUGGAGAUAAAAGAGGCAGGGGAGAUGGGUAUGGCGAGAAGAUGAGGUUGCAGUUCGUGCAUCACGAUCAUGUUGUCGUUCCGCAUGUAGAAGCGCUGCCGGGGUCCUGGACAACGAUGGGGAGCACUCGGCAUUGUACUAAUCAGGGCAUGUACGAACCUGGUCGUGUCCUCACAUUCCAGGGUCACUUCGAGUUUGAUCGCUUCAUCAACAGUGAAACAAUCAAGUAUUUCUUUCCGAAUUGGCAGCCCAAGGUCUUGGAAGAGACGCUCGAUGCCAUCGAUGCGGAUGACGACUCUGUGGCAGCAGCUGGAGUUGUCCUAAAAUUCCUC
Alternaria rosae is the source of this 807-nucleotide messenger RNA. Its product is annotated as class I glutamine amidotransferase-like protein. NCBI's taxonomy places the organism in Eukaryota, Fungi, Ascomycota, Dothideomycetes, Pleosporales, Pleosporaceae. The annotation marks the transcript as partial. The record is from RefSeq and is a predicted model, not a curated record. Gene Ontology annotation, cellular component: cytosol; nucleus. The transcript has a single exon.